This is a messenger RNA of Zea mays, 2014 nucleotides long. RefSeq names its product transcription factor HBP-1a. Gene Ontology annotation, cellular component: nucleus. The record is from RefSeq and is a predicted model, not a curated record. Lineage: Eukaryota; Viridiplantae; Streptophyta; Magnoliopsida; Poales; Poaceae. The coding region runs from base 473 to 1606 and encodes 377 amino acids. Gene Ontology annotation, molecular function: sequence-specific DNA binding; DNA-binding transcription factor activity. The transcript has 15 exons. Gene Ontology annotation, biological process: regulation of DNA-templated transcription.
UAUGCCUCCGUUGUGUGUCCGACCCAGCGUUGUGAUUGGGGGAAGUAGGGAGUGCUCACACCAUUUCUUGUCCAUUGACAUCAGCGCUCCACGCCUGCGCCCCCGAAUUCCCAAAUCCUGCGGCGCCUCCGCCCCAACCCCGCUCGUCGACUCCUCUCUUCCGAACACGCCGGAGGAAUCCUUCUCCGCGACUCGUCUUCCUCCUCUCUGCCGUGCUGGCGUGGAGUGGAGAUCCACCACCACCUGGAUUGGUCUCUUCUUCUGCUGGUUAGACGCUGAAUCUGUCCUUCAAUGCCUUCACAGGCUCUAUUCCUGAAGAAGUUGCAGAGUUAGAAGCAAUUGCCGUGUUUUUUAAUUGAAGGGAACAAAUUUUCGGGUCAUAUCCAGAUUGGAUACGGAACAUGCUGUCCUUUUGGGACCUUAAGAGAAUACAAAGCAAAAGGAACAUAAGGGUAGAGGACGGAAAUAAACAAUGGGAAAGGGUGAUGUGGCUACUAGGUCCAAAUCUCAAAAAUCGUCAGCAAUACAGAAUGAGCCGAGUACACCUGCUAACCCCCCCACAGCAUAUCCUGAUUGGUCUCAGUUCCAGGCAUACUAUAAUGCUGCUGGGACAGCUCCAGUAACCCCACCGGCUUUUUUUCAUUCAUCUGUAGCUCCAACCCAUCAGGGGCACCCGUAUAUGUGGGGUCCACAGAUGAUGCCUCCUUAUGGGACACCACCACCAUAUGCAACAAUGUAUGCACAAGGCACACCAUACCAGCAGGCACCCAUGCCACCGGGUUCAUACCCAUACGGUCCUUAUCCUAUGCCGUCACCAAAUGGGACAAUUCAACCUCCAACAUCUGGUGCUGGCGGUACAGAGACAGAUAGAUCAAAAAAUAAGCGGAAGACUCCCCUGAAAAGAUCAAAAGGAAGCUUAGGUAGUCUGGAUGUUGUUGCAGUAAAAAAUAACAAGUCAGCGGCAAAGCCUUCAGUUUCUUCCUCCAAUGAAGGUUCUUCACAAAGUGAGAGUGGAAGCGGGAGUUCUUCUGAAGGAAGCAGUACAAAUUCAAAAAGUGGUUCAAGGGCGAAGGAUGGUUCUGAGCGAGGUCAGGGUAAUGAUGCUAGGAGUAAAGGUACUCAAAGUUCUGCAGUUGAGCCCACACAACCAUCUUCUGGGCCUGUUGUGCUUAACCCUAUGAUGCCAUUUUGGCCUGUUCCCUCUCCCAUGGCUGGCCCAGCAACUACUAUGAAUAUGGGAAUGGAUUACUGGGGUACUGCUUCUGUACCCAUGCAUGGUAAAGUUAUUGCAGCACCAAUAUCAGCUCCUUCAUCAAAUUCACGUGAUAUUGUUCUCAGUGAUCCGGCUAUACAGGAUGAGAGAGAACUGAAGAGACAAAAACGUAAGCAAUCAAAUAGGGAGUCAGCUCGACGCUCAAGAUUGCGCAAACAGGCUGAAUGGGAGGAAGUAGCCAAUCGUGCAGAUUUGCUAAAGCAGGAAAAUAGUUCACUUAAAGAAGAAUUGAAACAACUUCAGGAGAAGUGUGAUGGCUUGACCUCAGAAAAUACAUCUCUACAUGAGAAGCUUAAAGCGCUUGAGGACGAGAAAUCGAAUGGAAAUUUGUAACAGGCUGAAACUUCUCCUGACUUUCUGACUGCUGAUAUAAUUUGGUGGUAACCUGAUACUGAUAGGACGACUGAGCAGGUGUUGAUGUAGGGUAUUAGAUUUUUGUCCGAGGGGUAAAGUUGUAUCAUAGGAUUUGACAUGGUCGACGGCUACAGAUUCUUCUUCCAGGUGCCUCAGCCCUCAGCUCGGCUGCUGUGCUGUGUUGUUUUUGUUUCCUAGUUGUGCUAGUUUCUACAGAAGUAGUAACAACUAUGUAGAACCCCCAGGCCCUUGUUUGAACCGUGGGGGUUAGCGAAUGGUACAGCUGUUGUAGAGCUGCUGAUUGAGCUUCUUGACAGCAACUGCAGCGUGUUGAAGGCAUCCAUAUUUGAUUUAUGAUUCACAAGCGGACUAAUUUUAUGUUUCGCA